Coffea eugenioides is the source of this 659-nucleotide messenger RNA. RefSeq names its product auxin-induced protein 15A-like. The record is from RefSeq and is a predicted model, not a curated record. The transcript has a single exon. Bases 81 to 359 code for a protein of 92 amino acids. Gene Ontology annotation, biological process: response to auxin. NCBI's taxonomy places the organism in Eukaryota, Viridiplantae, Streptophyta, Magnoliopsida, Gentianales, Rubiaceae.
UUUUCUUUUUUCUCUUGCAAGUCUUCCUACCUUUCUUUUUUUUCAACCAAGCUAUACGAGAAAGCAUCCCAAGCAAAGUAAUGGCCAUCCGUCUGCCUCGUAUUAUUCAAGCUAAGCAAAGCCUUAGACCAUCUUCCAAGGAUGUUUCGAAGGGCUAUAUUGCAGUUUAUGUUGGAGAAAGUGAAAAGAAGCGCUUUGUGAUUCCCAUAGCUUACCUGAAUCAGCCUACAUUCCAAGAAUUGUUGAGUCAAGCUGAGGAAGAAUUUGGCUUUGAUCAUCCAAUGGGGGGUUUGACAAUCCCUUGCAGAGAAGACAAGUUCAUUGAUCUGACCUCUUGCUUGAGUAAAAACAUGAGUUAGCAGCACUGGCAUGUAAAUUUAGAGAACAGUAGUAGUUUUUUAUAUAUAUGAGAUAGCAAGGCACAAUUUUUGUGACGUAGAAAACAGAUAAAUUUUGUACAGUUUCCUUUCUUCCAUCAAAGAAAGAAGAGGAUUAUGAAUAGUGGCACAUGCUUCGUUUGCAUUCUCUCUCAUUUUUUAAAAAAUCCUUUGUGAGUAUGCAAUUUGACUGAGAAAGGAAGAAAGGAAAUGCAGGCCAUACUUCCAAACAGAUGAAGAUAUAAUUGAUGAGGGAAAUGAAGAACUAGAAUUCUUUUCUCA